AUGUGCAAGAGCCAGUUGGAGGCAAAAGCCUUCAGUGGGCGACGCGGGUACGGGCUGGCGAUGGCGGAACUGGCUGCGCGGCUGAACUGCGCCGAAUAUAAAAACUGGCUGAAGGCCGGGCACAGCCUCCUCCUCUUGAAAGCCGCCCUGCAGCGCUUCGCCGGCGAGCAAAUUCACGCCUUCCAUCGCCGGCUGAUCGCGGGCGACUCCGCUCGCUUAACCCCGUCAGGCUUUCAGUGUGGCGGGCGCUGCGUCCCUCGAGGCAAGCAGUUUCAACCUAGCUGCUCCUUAUGUAAAGAAUGGAAAAAAGAGAUUUUGAGCCAUCAUACACACAAGAUGGGGGAUAUUUAUUGGGGGAACUGCAGACCAUGGCUCUGGCCUUCUAAUUCAUGGGAACUGGCAAAGGCUUAUAUGCCUCGUGGGAAAGCCGAUACUUAUGGUCCUGACAAGUGUGAUGCAUCAGCACUCUUAAACCUUUUCAUUUUCUGUGAUCACUUCAACAAUAUUGAUCCAAAGAAAAUCAGAGAGGUGAUAAAGUGCCGCAAUGAGCUAAUGCAUUCUGCAGAUAUGAAAGUCUCUUUUUCCUGGUUGAAACAAUUUGGAAAUCAUGUCCAAAAUUUGCUGACUGAAUUCUACCAGGUUCCAGAGGCUCAGACAGCUUGUCAUAGGAUACAAAAGCUCUUGGAAUCUGAUUGGAAUGUUCACAUAGCAGGAGAUCAGCUUGAUGGACUGGAAGGUGAAAUGACCCCAAGCCUGAUCAGAGAAACAGAAUUAGAACUGAUGAAAGAGAGACUUGAGGAAAUCUGUUUUCUUGCAAAAGAACAUGGAAUAACAUCAGAAGAGGAUUUAAAUAGAGUACAGAUAGUAAGAGAUUUCUUACUGGGCAAUCACGAACUUCAAAGUAAUUUGCAAACAGAAAUGCAGAACCUAGAAGACCUGGUAAAAGAACUCAAUGGUGAAAAAGAAUUGGCUGGAGACAUCCAAGAAGUGAAUUGAUGAACAAUGAAUCAAGUAUGCACACUUUAAAUAUUCUGCUUGUUUUUUUUAUUUCAGUACAAUGUAACUUUUGUCCCAUUUUAUGAAGUUUUAGAAGAAAGUAUCAUUGUACAACUAAAUCAAAACUUUAAGGUGGAUUUUUGCUUAAAUGCAUGAAGGUAGAACAUUCAUGGGGGGGGCAAGAUACUAUUUUUAAGAAUGAAAAGCAGAGGAAAUUGGUUUAAAUAAAUGUACAUUUCUUAUUUUCAAGUGUCCUUCUUUAGGAAUGCUGUGUCAGUGAUGAAUGAAAGCAAGAGCUACAGCUACAGCUUAACAACUCCCUAAAUGCUUUGCUAUUUUUAGAAGUAACAUCUCAAAAGACAGAAAACCUUCCGCAUGCUUGUCUUUGGCUGGCCAAUGGUUUCCAUAGCUUGUGCUUUCCUGUGCAAGCCCUUUUCCAUUUUCUAGGCGAGCACCAGUCCAGUUACAUUGCAUGUCAUCUCUACAAUUUCUUCAGAUUCCUGCAUUUCAGAUCCCUGCUUAGUGAUUUGGUUCUUACACUGUG
Molecule: messenger RNA, 1540 nt
Organism: Protobothrops mucrosquamatus (brown spotted pit viper)
Lineage: Eukaryota; Metazoa; Chordata; Lepidosauria; Squamata; Viperidae
Gene: CUNHXorf38
Product: chromosome unknown CXorf38 homolog
Exons: 7
Coding region: 1-996 (331 amino acids)
Source: RefSeq, a predicted model, not a curated record